AUGACCGAUGCAACAGCUGACUUGAUUGUUGCGCAUCUGAGGAUGUGUCUUGCGGAUAUACUGGCGGAAGCGAACACGGAUGAGCGGAUUUUUGGUCUUUCGCCAGAGGAGUGGUCUCAAAUCGCCGUUAACACCUAUAUCCCCGAAGCCGCAUCCAAGCAACUUGAAAUGGCAGUUACGGAAUUCAAAAGACGCUUCGGCGUCAGACAUGUUCUUGUACUCUGCGAUGAGGCGGCCACACUGUUACGGCAGUCGACCGUUGUAGAACUUCCGGCUGUUCAGGAGGGUCUGGAGGGCUCCCAGAGAUGA
Messenger RNA from Gregarina niphandrodes, 309 nucleotides. RefSeq lists its product as hypothetical. Lineage: Eukaryota; Apicomplexa; Conoidasida; Eugregarinorida; Gregarinidae. The transcript has 2 exons. The coding region runs from base 1 to 309 and encodes 102 amino acids. The record is from RefSeq and is a predicted model, not a curated record.